Molecule: messenger RNA, 2886 nt
Organism: Myzus persicae (green peach aphid)
Lineage: Eukaryota; Metazoa; Arthropoda; Insecta; Hemiptera; Aphididae
Product: coiled-coil domain-containing protein 186-like
Exons: 1
Coding region: 206-1786 (526 amino acids)
Biological process (GO): vesicle cytoskeletal trafficking
Cellular component (GO): trans-Golgi network
Molecular function (GO): small GTPase binding
Source: RefSeq, a predicted model, not a curated record
GGGAACCGUGAUUAAAACAACAAAUAUUGAAGUAACUACACGACUGCAGUCUGCCAGUCUGGCGAUACAACAACUGUGAACAGACGGUGACAUAUCUUCGGGGACUCGGAAACUCGGAAAGUUUGUUUCACGAUGAAACAUUGAUGGCGCGCUACGUUGACACGUCACGCUGUAGUCGUCGGUAGCCGUUGUCCGUUGAUCGAACAUGGAAGUCCCGGACAUUGCGAACGAUUCACAGACGGCCGAGAACAGCGAUCGCGUCGACAGCAACCAGGUGGUGGACGAUGACGAGGAAGAGAACGAGAAUUGCUCGCCAAGCGCGGAUCAAUUGAAAGUACUUGAAAAAUGUCAACUGAAAACGACCAUUGAAGAUCAAUUGAAAACAAUCGACAAAUACCAACUGGAAGUACUCGGUGAAGACCAGCAUAAAACUAUCAACAAAGAUCAAGUGGAAGUAGUCAGUGAAGACCAGCUAAAAGUACUUGGCGAUGUUGUCCGACAGCAACGGGAUGAGCUUGACUACUAUCAGCGACAGCUGGCCAUCAACGAGCACAAGUAUCUGACAGAUGUCAGCGAUCUGCGAUCGCAGUUACAGUCUUCAAAGAAGAUGUACGACACAGCCAAGCACGAGAAGGAAGCUGCUUUCAUGCGCUACGUACUCAAGGAAAAGGAAAUACUAGACCUGAGCACCGAAAAAAAAAAACUGAUGGACAAUCUGAAGGAAAGGGAUAAGCAGAUCGCACGGUUGAAAGCCAACUCCAAAGAUGUGGCCAGUUGUACGGGCGUAAUAGAAACAAAAAAUAGAGAGAUCAAGGAAUACAAGACUAUAAUUGACUUGCUCAAAGAUGAGAAGUCAAAGAUUUCAAAAGACUUAGAAUUCUGGAAGACCAAGUAUGAACAUGAGUCAAAGUGUUCACAUGAAACAGAAAGUAAAUUAUUGCACGAAAUACAAGAAUUGCAGAAUAGAUUGGAAUUGUUGACCAAACAAAAUGAAUCAUUUAACGAAGAGAGUAAUUUAGAAAAGAUUAUACUGAACAGUAAAUUGUAUUUGGAUUUAAAGGAAUGUUCUGAGCAACAACUUCAAGAGGUGAACAAAUUAAAAAGUGUUAUAGAAGAGCUGAACUAUAAACUAACCAAAUGCACUUGUACUGUUAAUUCUUUGGAAAAUGAAAAUAUUGACCUUAAAACUUAUAUGAAAAGUUGUGAAAUCAAAACCAACGAAUUGCUUGUGUUUACAGAAAGUUUGAGUUCGCGGAAUGCAUCGCUGCAGUCGGAAUGUCUAAAUUUACAAACAGCUUUAGACAGAUUAAAAAGCAACUGUGAUAUAUUAAAACAAAAAAACAAUGAUCUCAAGAUUGCUUUCAGAGCACAAGAGGAUAGCAUAGCAAAAGAAAAAGAGCUUUAUGACUGUGACAAAAAAGAACUAGCCAGUCAUUUGGCGCAUAAAAUGCAAAUGAUAGCAGACUUGAAAACCACAUUGGAACUCACUCAAGAUGAUUUGCACGUUUCUAAACGGAAGUUCAAAACUACUGUGGCUGAGCUCACUAAAGAGUUACAGAAAAAAAACAUUGUCGACACUUCAGUUGAAAUGAAAAUGGUCUUGGACAAGAUGGUCAAACUGCAGCAAGAAAAUGCCAGAAUAUGCGAAAAGCUAGAUUUUGUUGAAGACCACAACAAGCAUUUGCUGUGCGAACUAAAGAAAAAAAGUAGUAUUACGCAAAGACAUAGUAUACCUGGCAUUAAGAAUGGCCUUAGUCAGAGUGAACAGAAACCAGAACGUUACUAAUAAUAUGUGGACUAAUGACAGUCAACCUAAAAUAUUAUCAUUGUAUUAAUUUAUUGGUAUUCGUUAUUAAUUUUGAACUUUUAUUACAAUCUAAGUUUUUAAUCUAGUCCUAUUAUAUUAUUAUUGAUUUUCAUCAUUGUGAACAUUGUUACUCUUUAUAAAAAAAAAAAGAAAAAUGUAUAUUUAUAACCGUGACGUUAGUUCUUACACCUAGCAAUAAAACUGCAAUAAAAAUGUUUUGGUACAUUUUAGUUCAAGGAAAUAACAUUGUAUUACUGUUGUAGACAUUGAUUCAUGAUUCGGUUAGGCAAAUCACGUUUAUACUUAAUUGUGUUUAGCUGUUUGUUUUCCUAUUUGUGUGUUGUUUACUCGAGUUCAUAAAUUUCAACUGUGUUUUGAUUUUUUUUUGUAAAUAUUCCGCUAACAAGAUGUCAAUCAAAUAAGUAUACAAUUAUUCAUAUUUCUGAAAAAUUGUUAAAACUAAACUUCCAACUUGGCUUACUUCUUGUAUUGAAAGCAUAUACAUGAUGAAUAUACGUAUUGGGAAGUAAUCUAAUAUGCAAAUUAACUGUUUAAGAAUAAUGUUUUGGACAAGGUUCGGGUUGAAGACUCUUAAAAAAUUAAACGGGAAAAAACUUCAACUAAACACAAUUACUUCUAGUUAAAAUAGAAAUACUGCAUUUCAUAAAAUAUCUUCAUCAAUUUAGCAAAAGAAAAUGAUUUUGGUGACUAUCUCAUACCCUGUCAAGCAAUAUGUUCCAAGUGGCAUUAUACUGAUGAAUGGUGCCAUGAUGGGCUGCUACGUUUUGAUUAUGUUUUAAUGGAUAUAUCGAUAAAAAAAACUUUAAAAGUAUGCCAAAUUGCCAUGUUAGCCAGUCAAUUUCAAAUACUACUCAGAAACAUCUGAUAAACUUUGAACAGAACAUAAUAAAAGCGGGUCCAAGAAAUUAAUAACUCGCGACACUGUUAUUGCCUCUAUAAUGUUUGAAUAAUAAAAAAAUAUUAGUGAGACGAAAUAGAACUUUAAUCCAAUUAAAUAAUUAUCACCAAAUGACUAUUAAAAAAAAAAAUGACUAUAUUACUUUUGACACUUAGAAAAA